AUGUUUGGUGGUAAAUUCAUGGUUGAAAAUUUAGAACAGUAUGUUACUGUUUCUUAUGCCAAUGUUAUUGCAGCCGGUGAGCCUAACCAAGAGUUUGUAGCUAAUAAAAUCCCAAUUAGUGUUCUACACUGUAUGUUUAUUGUUCUGGUUAGCCAUGAACCAAGAGAGUGUGGAGAUUCUACGUAUUUUAAAGCUGGGUGUUAUCAGUAUAAUGCUCACACAACUUCUAGGAGUGUUUAUAUGAAAAUGAGAAUAUUCUUUCCCACUAAUGCUCCUCGAUUCUCCUACAUACGUGCUAAUAAUAGCAUUAAACCAAAUAGAACAUUUAUCAUAUCUGGGUUUGUCAGACGCAUAACCUCUGAUUUUACUAUACUUGAGGUUAUGGACAUUGACUUUAUGCCCACUAAUCUUAAUACGGUCCAGAAUGUGCAACCAAGUACAUCCGCAAAUGUUUCUGAACAUCGUUCAGAUAUUGAUACGAUCGCUGAAGAUAUCGAUUCCAAUAUCUCACAAGCUCCAAAAAGGCCUCGUGGGUUUGCAUCAAGAACUUUAAAUCAAAACGCCAGCUCAUCUACUACUAUUAAUGAAUCUGUUGUACAACCUCAAAAUUCAAUUUCUUCUGCUAAUUUUAGCGCAAAAGUUGAAGAUGCACCAGAAGAUGAUGAAUUGGAAUUUAUAAGUGAACAAAUUGUAGAAGAGGAACAAAAAAAAACUAAAAAUAAGAGAGCUUCAAAAAAAGCAAAAAAUUAA
This is a messenger RNA of Dentiscutata erythropus, 750 nucleotides long. The record is from the annotation of a GenBank genome assembly. NCBI's taxonomy places the organism in Eukaryota, Fungi, Glomeromycota, Glomeromycetes, Diversisporales, Gigasporaceae.